Tetrahymena thermophila SB210 is the source of this 8925-nucleotide messenger RNA. Its product is annotated as transmembrane protein, putative. The record is from RefSeq and is a predicted model, not a curated record. Lineage: Eukaryota; Ciliophora; Oligohymenophorea; Hymenostomatida; Tetrahymenidae. Gene Ontology annotation, molecular function: protein binding. The transcript is spliced from 3 exons.
AUGGUUAGGUUUAUAAAAUCAACAUUAACUUGCUUAAUAAUAUUUAGCUUGGUUUACUGCUAAAAUAAAAAUAAUUGUGGUGUUGGGUGUAAGAUUUGUGAUAUUGACUAACAAAAUCAAGGUUCUUAUAAGUGCAGCAUAUGCAAUUAAGGAUACAAUAUUGAUACAAGUAGCAACAAAUGCGUUUACUCUAAUUGCUAAGACAACUUAUUUCUUUAAAUAGAUGAAUCUUUAGGUGAUGAUUCUAAGGGAAGUUGUGUUUCUAUCUGUAAUCCACUUUAUAUAGGAGAUCCUAUUUAGAAAAUCUGUGUACUUUUAUCUUAAUGCUCUUCUGAAUUUUAAACAGAAUAAAACUUUCUCAGUUCAAGUUUACCCGAAGAAAUAUUCAUCUACUAAGAAAUAUACUACGCCGUGGUAUAAAAUGGUUAUUUAUCCUUAUUUGAUAGAAGCUAAAUUCAGUUAAUAAGACAUAUAAACUUUUAAUCUAAUGAUUUAAGAGUUUAAAAUAUAAAUGGUUUAGUCGCUGUGUUAACUAAUAAAAAUUAAGUUGCUCUAUGGGAUAUUAUAUCAGGGUAGAGAUAGUAUAUUUACAAUAGCACUGAUUUAUCAAUAAAUCAAUAAACAUAAUUAAGAAUUUUGAAUAAUCAAUACAUAAUGUUAUAAUAUGUUAAUGGAAACUCAUUGCAAUUAAUAGUAAUUUAUGAUUUUGUUAACAGUAAAUCUAUAGUCUCUAAUUCAAUUUCGAUAGAUUAGAGUGAUAGCUUGAUUAAAAUAAACAACAAUCUUACUUUUAAAUAACUUGAAAACUCUAUGAUAGUUUAAUAAAUUGUUUUUUCAAAUUCAAAUAAUUUACAGAUAAUGUUAAGUGACAAAGUAAUCUGCGAUACUUCAGAUGUAGGAGAAACUAUUUAAAUAAUCAAUACUUAAUCUCUUGAUGAAUAUUUUUCUAUCCAUAAAAAUGGGAUUUUUGAAAUAAAUCUUAGUCUUAAUUCUUGCCUCAUAAAACUAAAAGAACAAGAUAUCAAAAAAGGAAAAUUAAUUAAUUUAGGGGAAAUCUCAACAAGCAUUCAUUUGAUUAUUUUAACUUAGCAAUUACUUUUUGAUUUUAAUUUGAAUACAACUUCAAAGUAAACCAUCACAGAUAACAAUAAUAAUUCAAUCUUAGAUUUUGAAGUGGGGAAUUUUUUGAAUGCCAAUAACUCAAUAAUUAUAAUGAAUAAUUUAAAUUAAUUGCAAAUUUAUAAUCUACUAUCAUCCAAUCUAACAUUCAAUUUGGAGUAAUACACUAAUUUCCCACUAAUUGCUACCCAGUAAUUACUAAAAAUGCAAACAUAGUAUUAAAAUCAGCAAAUUUAAAUUCAAGAAAGUUAGUAAUAAUAUGAAAUAGCUCUUAUGAACUCUUAAAUAUAAAUAAUACGAAAGAAUAUUAUUUCCAAUUCACAGCUAGAAACGAAAAUCAUUGAUAAUUAUUAAAUGCCUUAUCCUACACCUAGUUCUUAGGUAAAUUCCUUAGUGCUAAUAUAUCAACCUCCUUUGCUACUUUCUUGUCAUUAGAAUGGUGAUAUAUUAUUUUAUGAUACUUCAUCAGGAUUUGAUUUUAAAUUGAUAAAUAAAAUUUAAAAUUAAUAAGCAUAAUGUUUACAAGUUGGGAGGUUUAACAAUAAUUAUGUUGUGGCAUAGAUGAAUAACUCAAUCUUGUUGAUUGACCCUUAUUUAUAAUAAGUGGUAAAUUCAAAUAAUAAUUUAAAAAACAUUAAUUCAUUCUCUUUAAAUUUUGAUAAGCUGGCUAUCAGUUAUAGUUACUGUAUAACUAUUCUUUCCCCAGAUUUUUCUUAAUUAUUUAAUUAGUGUGAUAAUAAUUUUUUUUUUAACGUUUAGAGCGUUUUCUUAAAUAAUGAUCUACAAUUAUACGUUCAAACAACAUAAGAGAUUUCAAUUUAUUAAAUAAAUAUUGAUUAAUCUUAAUAAUAAUAAUAAGCAGAAUAUUUAAACAAGAUAACAUUUCAAAAUAGUAUCACAUACUUUAAUUGUAUUGUUUUAUUUAAUUCUGACUAAGAUAAACUAAAUAAUAAUUAUUCAAUCGAUGAAGUAGUAAUUUACGACAGCUAAUUUAGCUUUAGUAUUUUUGAUUCUUCUCUUCAAUUAAUUCAUUAAGUCUCAGAUAUAGAGCUAAGUUCAGUAAAUUAAGCAAAAAGGGUAGUAAAUGAUAAUAAUGCUUACUUUUUAGUAGGAUAUUCAAAAUCUGCAAAUCCUGUUGUGAGAAUACACGGGAUAACAAAGACCUCUCCAGUUUCUUUUGCUAACGACUACACAUUUUAAUAUUCCCCUUUUAUUGAUGAUCCUAUAAAAAAUGUUAAUUAAGCAGGAAAAGUAUAUUACCAUGUUAAACAUAUAAUGCAAUUAAAUUUCUUUACUUUGCAUGAAGAAUAUCAAAUGGAUUUUGAUAGAAAUAUUACAUAUACAUGUGGGCAUGAUUAUAUUUUUGGAGCAACCUAAACAACAUAAACUAAAUUACAGAUUGGUGCAAGUAAUAAUUAUUUGGAUUAUGCUGGAACUUAGUAAGGUUUGUCAGGAGCAUUAAAGUAUUAGCUAAAAAGAUAUGAUAUUUUAAGUACAUCGAAUGUGCUUUCUGGUAUUCAUAGUAAUGACCAAAUAUAAUAAGUUUUAUAAAGUACAAAUUUGUAUAUGUAUUUUGUCAGGACUAGCUAUUAGAUAUCUUCAUUUAAUUUAUUUAAUAACUAGUUUGUUGAAUUACUUUCUCCUUAAUUAUCUAGUGAUCCCCCAUUCUCAUAAAUCUCAGAAAUACCAAUCUUAAAUAGUAUAAUUUGUUGGAACAGCAAUUAAAUUCUUCUAUCCACAUACGAAGAUAUUAAUUAGAAAUAUUAUUUUAAGGGAAUUUCGCAAAUUAAUGGAUGGAUAUUUGAUGAUGUAAAUAAUCAUUUCUUCAUUUAUGGGUCUAGUUUAGUAAAAUUAGAUACUAAUCUUAAAUUUUUGUUAAAUAUUUCAAGCGAAUCUUAAAACCUUAACUUUAUAGUAUGUCAAAGCACUUAAAAUACAAUUAUUUGUAGUAACUCUCCUUCUUAGUACUCAAUUAUUGAUAAAAAAAAGAACACAAUACAAACUGUUCAAGUUAAUGGGUUCUAAAAUUAAUUUAAAAUAGGUAUAGAUGAAGCUCAAUAAAAUAUUUAUCUCUACGAUACUUAAGUCUAUGUUUAUAAUCUGCUAGGUGUUUUUAGUUAAACUAUUUCUUUGAAUGCUAACACUCUUAAUACUUUUGAAGUAUAAACUAAUUAUGUUAUUUUCUCCUCUUACUAAUAUAUGGUUUUUAUAGAUAGAAAGACUUUUUAGCUUUAAAGCUAAAUUUAAGCACCUUCUGGAUUGAGUAUUUUGAAAUAUAUUUACAUGGAAAAUCUCUCACAAAUAAUGUUCUAUUGUAAUAAUUCUCUUUUUGCAUAAGUUUACAUAUAUAGUAUACCUGCUGGUGAUUUAGUUGGUAAAAUUACAGGGCCAUUUUCUUGGAAUAAAGUAGGAGUUGUUAUAGAUAUGGACUAUGAUUCAGACUAAAGCUUAGUUCUUUACUUAGAUGACACAGGAAAUUUUUAUAUUUAUUUACUUUAUAAUGAAUAUGCUCUCCUAAAUAAUUACAAAUUGACAGAAGUUUACGAUAGGAAUGAAUCACUUCUUGGUUUUACUUUUAAUAGUGAUUAUAAUAAUAUUUUUAUAUAUAGCAAAACCGCAAUAUAUCAAAUAAAUUAUAGUAAAACUGGAGUUAAAUAUGAAUUUGGGUUAAAAGAACCUUCGAAAUUAUUUAUACCUAUUCCAAUUAGCUAGUAUGAAACUUAAUUUAUAGUAGUAAACAAUGACAACAACAUUUUCAAAUAUAAAAAUCUUACUUUGUAAUAUGAAAUUACUUUAAACUAAUAACCAAUAGAUGUUGUUUAUGAUCCUUCUUUGGAUGUCUUAGUUUACGCAUUUUCAAAUCAUCUUAGCUUUACAUAAAAAUAUUAAUUUUCAUCAAAUAAUAAUUUAAUACCUAAUACAUAAAUGCUGAACUAGAUUUAAUUCUAUCUCUUUUUAAUGAGUAAUGUAUAUCUCACAUAUGACAAAAGGAUAAUACAUUGUAAUAUUUAAUAGGCCAGUAUAAUAAAUAUUAUUUAAUUAGAUACUCAUAUUUUUGUGACUAGCUUUGAAUCUAAUAAGUAUAAAGAUAUUUUGCUAGUUGGAUUUAGUAAUGGACAAUUACUUUAGUAUAAUUUAAAUAACUAAAAUUCAAAAUAUUACACUGUAUCAGAUACAUAAGCAAUAAACAUAUCUGUAAUCAAGAUAUUAAUAGAUGAUGAUAAUUAAUCAUAACAGUAGGCUAUAGUUGUUACAAAUGGAGGUCAAGCAAUUUUAAUAGACAUUAAUAAUAACUAGCUAAUAAAAAAAAUUGAUCUAAUCAGUCUGGUUAAUGAAGACAAUUAAGUAAAUCUGUAAGAUUUUAUUUAUGAUAAAAUUUACUCAAGGUACAUUUUCUAUUUUAGUGGUUAGAAGAAGAUCUACACUUGGAAUUUCAUGUCUAACUUACAAGAAAAUUUCUUGAUGCUUCCUAACGAUUAAGGAAAUUAUAUAAAACAAACAAAUUUGUGGAUUUUAACAUCAUGCUUUUAUCAAAUAAAUGUGUAUUCAAGGGCUAAAAAUAUUUAACUUUAUACAAUAAUUAAAAGAAAUAAUUUUUAUGAUUCUAUUCUCAACUACUAAGUAAUAAAUGACAAUUAGAUCAUCAUACUUUUAUAAAAUAGAUUUGAGUUAUUUUUAAUUCAAGAAAAAAAGAACUUGUUAAUUUCUCAAUAGCAAUCUGUAUAUCCUAGAUUUUUAGGAUAUAUCUACAAUUAGGUAACAAAGUUCUUAAAAAUUUACAUACUUGAUUAAACAAAAUUAUACGAAACAAAUAUAAGUUUAGGAAUUUACGAUGAUAAUUCUGUAACAGAGUGCGCAAGUAUAGUAAAUAGUUAGAAUUUUUUAACUGCAAUUUAAUAAAUAUAAUCUAUUAUUCCUAAGUAAUCUGAGGCAUUUAGUUUUAAUGGAAGAAUAUUAACUAAUUAACCUAAUUGGAAUAAUUUAAUUUAUUUAUAAAUAUCAGGAGACUAAUAUGAUAUGAUAAAUACAUUUAUGUAAUAAUAAUCUCUUUAAAAUACUUAAAUAAUUACAUCACCCUAAAAUUAAACAUCAAAUAGCUUAAAUUUAGCAUAAGAUACUUUCUAAAACAUAUAAUAAUAAACUUUUUAUCUAAGUAACUAUAGCUUAGUUUUUUAAAACAGUAAUCAAACAAAUUAAUUUUCUCUGAAUUAAAAUAUCUAAAAUAUUAUUUGGCAAAAUAUAUCAAUUUAAUAAUAAUAAAUUAACGCAACUGAGAUAGUUAUACAAAAUGUCAAAUAAGUUAUUCUAAAUUAAAUAAAUCUAUAAUCAUUACAGAAUAGCAAUUUUUAAAAUAAUAUGCAAAGUAGUCUGAUUAAAUUUAUAAAAAUCCAGAAUGUUUUAAUUAAUGAAUUGAUAAUUUAAGAUAGUUUUUAUUCAUAAAUAUCAUAAAAAUAAUUGUUUGAGUUUUAUGAUGUUUAGAAUAUAACUAUUAAUUUGGUUAAAAUUAUGUCUAAUUAAAAUAUAAAUUAAAUUUUUAGCUUUUCACUAGUCUCAAAUCUCACUUUAAAAAAUAUUUAAGUAAUAGGAAAUACUAUUUCAUCUAAAAAUCGUUUACUUUAAUCAAGUAUUUAGAAUGAUUAAAAUUUAGCCUAUUUCUAAUUGUAUGGGUGUUAUUAAAGCUUUUUAUAGAAUUUUGUUAUUUAAAAUAACAAUUAAGUUCCUAUUUUAUAAACUUAUAGUAAUUACACUCAAAAUAACGAGCUAAUAACCCUGAUGAAUGAUAUUUUAUAACUUGAUUCAAUUAUUUCUAAUAAUAAUUCACUCAAUACCUAACCAAUUUACUAGAUUAGAAGCUCUCUUGUAGAAAUUAAUAACCUAAAACAUUCUUAAAAUUAAGGAGGUCUUAUGAUCAGCUUAUCAAAUAAAGUUAUGAUUUCGAAUAGCUAAUUUAUUUAAAAUUAAGCUUAAAAUGGAGGAGCAAUAUAUUUUUAAGGAAUCCUUACAUAAAUUUUAAUAAAUUCAUCUUAAUUUUUAAAUAAUUAAGCAAAAAGUAGUGGAGGUGCUAUAUAUAUGGAAGAUAUUGGUUCUUGCUAAGUUAUAUUUGAUGCUGAUAGUUAAGUCUAAAAUAACACUGCUUUAAUAGGAGGAGGAGUAAGAAUAGUAAAGAAAAGUGCAGAUACGCUUAUUAUACCAUAAAGAUACCCCUUUUAACAUAAUGUUUUCAACAAUAAAGCAGAAAUUUAUGGUGAUGACUCUACUACUUAUUUAUAAAAUUUAAUUUUUUAAAAUUAUAAAAUACCAGAUUAGUAAACAUCUUAUAAUUUUAAUUUUAGUAAUAAUUAAAGUGAUUUACCACUUAAAUAUUAAUCUCAAUACUAAAAGUCUAUUUAAAUAAAUAACUUCUAAAGUGGAGGUUAUCUUGUUUUAAGAAUUUAUAUUGUUGAUAAUUAUAAUAGAUAUCUUUCUUUUUCCAAAGAAAAUCUAACAAAUGGAUUAUAUCCACAAGAAAUAGAGUUAGAAUUAAAAGCUAUUGAAAUUUUGAUUGAUAACUCAAACAUUUAAUAGAGUUAAUUAAUAGGUGAAAAGAUAUUAAAUUACAAUUAAUAUGAUGCUAACAGCAGAAGCUAUUAACUCACUGGGUUAUAAAUAUAUGGUACAUUAGAAACAUAACAAAUAUUUUCUAUAAGUUCUAGUGUAUUGUCACAAUCAUAAAAUUAAAAACCUAUACUAAUGUUAAUUUAAUUUAGGGAAUGCUUAUUAGGCGAAAUAAUACAAUAAUCAACAGCAGAAAUAAGUAUUUGUAAAUAGUGUGAAGUAGGUUCAUAUUAGCUAAUCGAUCCUUAAACCUUAUAAUAGCAAUCAUUAAUUAAAUAAGAAAAUAUGGUAAAAAAUUAAUGUAAUUCUUGUCCUUUCUCUGCUAACUCUUGCUAGGGAUCAACAAUAAUUCUUAAAGAUGGAUAUUGGAGAAGUGGUAACAAUUCAGAUGAAAUUUUAUAAUGUAAUACCAACACUAAUUCAUGUUAAGCUGAAAAUCCUUAGAGUUUGGAAGGAUGUGUUUAAGGAUAUAUAGGUCCUCUAUGUGAAUAAUGUGAUAUAACUGGAUAAAUCUGGGAUAAUGGAAGAUAUACUUAACAAGUACAGCUUGGAUUUUGUAAUUUAUGCUCAGAAUAGGCUCUUUAGUAUUUCUUCAUUAUACUGAAAGCAAUAUUUUUGAUAGCUUACUUCGUAAUUACUCUUAGAGUAUUCAUAAAUUAAUUUACUUACUCAUAAACUUGCUUCUAUUUAAGAGCUAUGAAAAUAUUUCCCAUUUCUAAAAAUUCUGUUAAAGAUUAUUCAGGGUUUUUUAUUAAAAUAAUAGUAAACUAUCUUUAGUUAUCAUCACUCCUAAUUGAAUAACCUUAAAUUAUUCCAGUUAGCUUUGAUUUUCUUGGUAAUUUUAUUGGCAAAUCUAAUAAGUAACUAAGUAUAGGAAUAGAUUGCCUCAUAAGUAUAGAUGCAUUCAAUAAUUUAGGCAAAGUAACUGUUUAUGCCUUGAUUUAGAGCUUAAUUCCUGUAGUUUUUAUAGUAAUUAUGAGUUUUUUACUAUUUGUAAUUUCAUAGAUACGCCAAAAAUAUAUAAAAAAAUAUCAUUACUGGACACUAUUUUAAAUAUUAUAUAUAUUCUUUUAGCUAGAGCAAAUAUCAUAUUUUUCUAACUCUCUAACUUGUAGAUAAAUAGGUUCAUAGAAAUAUAAUCCUAAUGAUUUAACUUAGUUAUGCGAAAAAUAGAGCAUAUAAGCUUUCAUUUUACCAUAUUCAUUAAUAAUUUUAUUUGGAUGGUCUAUAAUGCCAUUGGCAUUUUUAUAUUAGCUCUUUAAAAAAAGAAAUAAAUUAGAUUAAUGCAAGACAAAAUAUAGUCUAGGUUACUUUUAUGGUGAAUUGAAGAGCAAAUACUACUUUUGGGAAUUUGUAAGAAUGUACUUAAAAGUGGCUUUAGUCUAUCUGCAUAUCUUUAUGUCUGGUUCAUUUUUCAAUUUUUCUUAAGUUUUAGUUAUAGUUAUUAUUGGAACCUAUAUAAAAGCUGUUUUCUAUUUCUAACCUUUUGUCUCUAAAUAAAUUACUAAGAGCGAAACUAUAGCUUAUACUUUUAUAAUUUUGAAAAUGCUUUUAAAAAUUCUUACAUAGGAUUUGAACUCAACCCAAUUCACUAUCGAAUUAUUUAUUUUAGCAAUAGAUUAUAUAUUUUUUAUUUCAUUAAUAAGCAUAAUAUUAAUAUAUAAAGCUAGUAACUAGUAAUCUAUUAUCGGUAGAAUAUUGAAAAAAGUUAUUUUCAAAAUUCUACCAAUCACAAUUGCAUUAAAAAUAAUUAAUUUUAGAAAAGUGAGUCUUAAAGCAUACCUUAGAUGGAAAUUUAUAAGAUCAAAUUUAUACCAUAUAAUCUAAAAAAAGGCAAAUCAAAACAUAGAUAAUAUAAAGGACAAAUGUGUUGAUGCUAAUAAAUUAAGUUAGAAUCAAUUAUCGCGACUUCUUUUUUAAAAUAGCAACAUAAAUACUAACACUUAUUCAUAGUCUUCUAGCCCUAAAUAAUUAAUAGAGAAUCCAAAAAAGAAACACAGCUUUCAAUUAUAUAAUUAUAAUUAAUAUCCAAAAGAAUAGACUAUUUUCGAUUAUGUAAAUGAAGGUGAGAGCCAAGGAGAUGACUAAACAGAAUAAUUAGAUCCAAAAAAAGUUGAAUAAUAUUCUUUUUAGACAAGACCUUCAGUCUAAUAAUCCUUAACUAAAAGUUUUAAAUUAUUUGAUAUGAAUGAAAAAUUUACAUAUUAAUGA